AUGGGACUACAAGAUAUUCCCCAGCCCAGCCAUGGCACGUCAGAUAGCGAAGAGCGCAUGAAUCUCUUGAAUAAUGAUACAUAUACCAAUAUUGAUGGCGAUGACCCUCUUCCCGAUGUCAAUGAUUAUGCUGAGACCACCCCUCAGGCACCCCAAGUCCAGCCUGGAGUACAGAGCAUUGAGGCUGUGACUGUAGCAUGGACUAGCGGUGCGCUAAUCUUUGCAUACGUGAUGAUCUGGCUCACAUACUUUGUCGAAGGGAUGUUACUUGCUACCACGAGUGUCCUAACUCCCUAUGUAACCUCCGCUUUUGCCUUACACUCCUUGACACCAACCGUCGGGAUUCUCAGCAGCGUCAUAGGGGGUGUCACUAAUCUUACCUUGGCCAAGGUCCUAGACGUGUUUGGCCGCCCUCAGGGGUACCUCUUCUGCAUUAUAUUUGCUACGGCAGGGCUUGUCAUGAUGGCAAUGUGCAGCAAUGUCCAGGCAUAUGCCUCCGCACAAGUCUUUCAGACAGUGGGAAAUAAUGGAAUACUCUAUAGCCUAACAGUGUUCGUAGCCGACACUUCCUCGUUACGCAACCGUGGUCUGAUGCAAGCAAUUGUCAGCUCGCCAAAUCUUAUUACAUGUUGGUUGGCUGGUCCGAUAUCUUCCAGCUUCCUCGCUGGUCCCGGUUGGAGAUGGGCUUUCGGCAUGUUUGCCAUACUUGUGCCGCUGAUUACUCUUCCCCUCUUCCAGCUCCUGUUGAUCAACUACCUAAAAGCCAAGAAGAUGGGUCUGGUCUCGCAAAGUGACGGGAGUAACAGGGAUCACCAAACCUUGCUCCAGUCGCUUGUCUACUACUCCAAGCAGUUCGAUGCCAUUGGAAUUAUCCUCCUGUCUACUGGGGUUGCCCUUUUCUUACUACCAUUCAAUCUCUAUUCACUUCAAGGCUGGGGCUCGCCUCUAGUGGUUUCGAUGUUACUUGCUGGGGGGAUACUGAUUGUUAGUUUCGUCGUGUGGGAGCGGCUUUAUGCUCCCAUGACGUUUCUCCCUUACGCUCUCUUACUAGACCGAACAGUGCUAGGCUCCUGCAUUCUCUCAGCUACGUUAUUCGUGAGCUUCUGGUGCUGGAAUAGCUUCUUUAGUUCCUAUCUGCAGGUUGUUAAUAACCUCAGUGUCGAGAAUGCGAGCUAUGUUGUGCAGACGUACACUGUAUGCUCAGUUUUAUCUGCCAUUGCGGUCGGUAGCAUGAUCCAUCACACGGGACGUUUCAAACCAGUGUGCCUUUACAUUGGGAUUCCGCUCAGCGUGUUGGGGUCCGGGUUGAUGAUAUACUACUGCAAGAUCGACAGCAGCGUUGGCUACAUAAUCAUGUGCCAAAUCUUCAUUUCCAUAGCUGCUGGCACGAUUAUGAUCUGUGACGAGGUUGCAAUUCUAGCAGCUGCGUCACAUCAACACGUUGCUGUUUGUAUCGCCGUGUUAGGAAUGUUUGGAAAUGUUGGCGGUGCGGUGGGCCUAACAGUGGCUUCUGCUAUCUGGCAGAGUGUUUUCCCCCGGAAGCUGGCAGAGUAUCUUCCGACCCAGGAGCUUUCCAGGCUGCCUGAGAUCUACCAAAAUCUUUCAACACAGCUGUCGUAUCCUGUUGGGUCUGCCACACGCCUCGCUAUUCAGCAUGCAUACCGUGACGCUCAGAUAAGCAUGCUGGUCGUUAGCACCGCAGUUUGGGUUGUCGGGUUCUUCUCCGUUCUGGUCUGGAGGGACAUCAACGUAAUCGGAGUUAAACAAAACAAGGGGCAUGUGUGGUAA
This is a messenger RNA of Trichophyton benhamiae CBS 112371, 1788 nucleotides long. RefSeq lists its product as uncharacterized. Lineage: Eukaryota; Fungi; Ascomycota; Eurotiomycetes; Onygenales; Arthrodermataceae. The transcript has a single exon. Gene Ontology annotation, molecular function: transmembrane transporter activity. The coding region runs from base 1 to 1788 and encodes 595 amino acids. The record is from RefSeq and is a predicted model, not a curated record. Gene Ontology annotation, biological process: transmembrane transport.